UGGUAGAAGGGGAGGGAUAGGGUACGUUGUCAGAUAUUAGAAGAGGUGGCGAGCUGAGACUGGGCUGCAAGGCGGUGAGAAGUUUGGUUCCCUUAAAAUUCUGACCGUGAACAUGGCCCCCAGCACACAGCUAAAUGAGACUGUUUCCGACGUGAGGAAGGGAAUCCGGGCCAUUCUGCUCGGACCCCCGGGCGCAGGGAAAGGGACGCAGGCACCCCGUCUGGCUGAGAAGUACUGCGUGUGUCACUUGGCAACCGGCGACAUGCUGAGGGCCAUGGUGGCGUCUGGCACAGAGCUGGGCACGCGGCUCAAAGAGACUAUGGAUGCCGGAAAACUGGUCAGUGACGAGAUGGUCGUGGAACUCAUUGAGAAGAACCUGGACACGCCUCCCUGCAAGAACGGCUUCCUGUUGGACGGCUUCCCCCGUACUGUGAAACAAGCAGAGAUGCUGGACGAUCUGCUGGAGAAGCGCUCGGAGAAGCUGGACUCUGUCGUCGAGUUCCGCGUGGAGGACUCCCUGCUGGUGCGCAGGAUCUGCGGCAGGCUUAUUCACCAGCCCAGCGGGCGCUCCUACCAUGAGGAGUUUAACCCCCCAAAAGAGGCCAUGAAGGAUGAUGUGACCGGCGAGCCCCUGUCCCGCCGCAGCGACGAUAACGAGACGACGCUGCGCUCUCGGCUGGAGUCGUACCACCGGCAGACCUCCCCGCUGGUGCAGUACUACGGCGCCCGCGGGCUGCACCACGCCAUCGACGCCGCCCAGUCCCCCGACAUCGUCUUCGCCUCCAUCCUCGCCGCCUUCUCCAGCGCCACCUGUAAAGACCUGGUGUUGUUCGUCUAGCUCCGCCCCCACCCCCUCUGAGUCUGCCCCUCACUCUUCCCUCUCUCUCUGUCCCUCUGAUGAGGUCUCCUCUCUCUUCUGCUUUCUGCCCUCUCUCCUUCCCAAGGUGCAUCUCUUCCCCUCUCUCCCUGCCUGUUCCUGUAAGGCGUCUUGCUCUUGGAUGAUGUACAAGGCUCUGCCUGCUGCCGGUCGGCAUACAUACCAAACCAAUAAAGCACAAUGGGUUGUGCUCCCACGCGCCAGGUGUACGCAGCACUCAUAUUCAGCCAAUAAAAAUUCAGCAGCCUUAAUAUGAAGUGAAUAGAUUUUAAGAUGAAAUGGCUGACUUGCGUUAUAAUACAGCUGAAUAAGGCUUUACAUGUAUGGGACCACCUCCAGCUCUCUUGUGAGUGGUGUUGUGUAUCUGUGGUGCAAGAAGGCAUUUGCUGAUCCUCCACCAUGUCCAGAAAUGCACUUUAAAACCAAGGCCUCAGGCACGGGCUACAAUGCACAUUCCAGUGUCAUGUUAUCCUGCCCGGCAGCAUGUAACCAAUGGGUUUCUCUCACUUUAUCUCUGUUUUGAUUACAGAUGGACAAUCCUGUUACUUGUCUUGUGUUUAUUUGGAAAAUAACCGCAUUGAUUUAAAGUUGCUCUUAUACAUGCUCUUACAUGAUUUCACGACAUAUACAAUAUCCAGUCUAUGAAGUUAUGUACUGUGCUACAGCUUCAAUGGUCUUUUAGUUUUCUGGCGACUGCCAAAAAAUGAUUGUAUGCUUGGCUGAAGCAAAGCUUAGAGUUAUGGUUUCUUUGUUUAGCAUCAAGUUAAAGUGUUUUGUAAUUUCAAAUGUUCAUUGUGUAUAUAGCUGAAUGUAU
Molecule: messenger RNA, 1691 nt
Organism: Anguilla anguilla (European eel)
Lineage: Eukaryota; Metazoa; Chordata; Actinopteri; Anguilliformes; Anguillidae
Gene: ak2
Product: adenylate kinase 2
Exons: 6
Coding region: 113-838 (241 amino acids)
Biological process (GO): ADP biosynthetic process
Cellular component (GO): cytoplasm; mitochondrion
Molecular function (GO): AMP kinase activity; ATP binding
Source: RefSeq, a predicted model, not a curated record